Messenger RNA from Branchiostoma belcheri (Belcher's lancelet), 8196 nucleotides. RefSeq lists its product as uncharacterized. Lineage: Eukaryota; Metazoa; Chordata; Leptocardii; Amphioxiformes; Branchiostomatidae. The record is from RefSeq and is a predicted model, not a curated record. The transcript has 16 exons. The coding region runs from base 487 to 7470 and encodes 2327 amino acids. Gene Ontology annotation, molecular function: protein binding.
AUCCACAGUCCCUAGCGACAGAGGGGGCAGGCGACACUGACUGAUAGACCAUCGGGCAACCAGCCAGUACGCACGAGGCACAGUUUCAGAGCAGACGUGUGCUGUGUAGCGCUAGAGUUUUUCUGCUAGCGUUCAGAGAUCGAUCGUUAUAACACCAGUUCGCGUUCGCCAAUGGAAACCAGUCAGCGAUAUGGGCUCUUCAACCUCUCGUAACCUACCGGGAAGGGCUGUUCUGAACAACCUGCGCCCCCGCAAAGAGGUCAUACAUGGACCCCUCCAGCUACAACUUUCCGGACGUGCUUGUUGUUAUUCGUUACAAGCGACAUGUGGCGGCAAGCUAGCUCUGUGAAGUCCUGUGUUUUAGUAGCACAUCCUGACAGAAACAAUCGUCCUACUCGGUAUCCUGACGGAAUUGUUGUCAGCGGUCGAGAUUUUUUGUCUCCGGAAAUUCACCUGUAGACGACCCGAACAAGUGGCCGGUCAGAAAUGACGACAUCGACGCAGCGACUUUCGAGGCUCGAGCAGACCGAGAGACUGUUUAAAGAAAAUUCUCUGAAGGCUAUGAGGAACAUGCGGCCUAUCGGUGUACAGAAACAGGCAGGGAAAGCGGUAACUGCGAUGGACCGAGACCAGCAGCAUAUAUCCCUGCCGCCCAUCUCGGUUCCGUCCAAGUCACCCCCGCGCCGCUCGCCCGGACACGAGGCAGGCAGUCCCGGGAGGAAACCGGGGGAACACGGCGGGGGCGGGAUCAGGAAGGACGGGGCUCAGACCGAGUACGACGAGAUUGCUGGCGAGAAUCUUAGAAAGAACCAGGGACGGAAGGUGAAGAAAAAGACGGAAUCACUGGUCACCAGUCAUUUGAGGAAAAGACUGACCCUCCGCCACAACAGGCGACUGCUGGAGAUGUUCGGAGACCUCCUGGACAGCGAAGGGGAGGUGGAAACCACGGGAGACAGCCUUUCUGAGGAGAGACUUUCCUUCAUCAUCCGUCAGGGAGAGACCUCAGCUGAAAAUCCGUCCCCUUUCAACAAAUACACGGAUACUGGAGAGCGGAUGGAUACAAUCACAGUCAAGGGUGAGCGGAUGGAUACAGUCCGUCCAUCCAGCGCUAUCCGCCUCUCCCCAAUCAGCCCUCCCACCACCCCUCCCGUCCCCAAAUCGGACCGCCACCUUCCUGCUUCCUCCGACGGGCUAGAAAACGACGUUAUGGUGGAAAGUGUGUCCGGUAGCUCUGUUGGGAGCGCUGGAGAAGGUUCCCAAGCAAACGUUGGAUCCGACACGCCAGUCGGUGACUCUAGAAAAGACAGUGAGACACUCAGUAGGGACGGUCACAUUCCGAACAGCGUAGAGUCAAGUUUACCUGGUAGCAGACUCUCACCAGAGCAGUCUUUACGGACUCUGCCGCUGGUAAAAUCGUUGGGAUUUCAUCAGGACUCGGGUGUGGGAAGUUUGAGCAGCCCGGGUAACUCUACAGUCGCCACAGACGCGGAUACAAGCAGCAGCUUCAGGGUGGAGAGACCUGCCAUCGUGGUGGCUUCAGAUGAACAGAAUCCGGUACAGGACGCCAUGAUGGCGACAGAAUCAUACGACGGAGAUGUGGACGAGGACGAUGAGGAGGUAGACCGAGAGCUGCAGCAAAUUGACUACAAAGGAGAUACAAGGGCGAUGUCGUCUGUGUCUCUUUCUGCUUCUGAGCCGGAUGAGAAGCCACUGCCGCUGGUUAGUCCUGUGCCCACCCCGUGGCCGGUAGGUGAAGAGGACCGCGGUUUGAGGCUCGCACAACUUGAGCUGCCGGAGCGUGUGGAACAGGUGCUACACGGGAAUGUCCACGUCCACUGCAGGGUGCAACCUAGGACUAUCAAGGUGUACAUCAGCGCGUCGGCAGAAGAUACAGUGCAAGAGAGGGAUGCACUAGCGACCAAGGCGUAUCCACAGCUAAAGCAAUACUACAAAGACAGAGGAUACGAGCUUCAGGUUGUCGACCUGAGGUGGGGGUUUGAAGACAUGCUGACAGACGAACACUCCGAAGUCGAACUCUGUCUCAAGGAAAUCCAGAGCUGCCAAGACAUGGUGACCACGCCUUAUUUCGUGACGUUUUUCUCCCAGAAGUACGGGCCGUGUGUCGUCCCUGCCGCCAUCCCCAAGUCAGAGUACGAGUCUCUCCACGCGACUAUUCUCAGCGAGCGGGACAAACUCUUGUCCAUGGGGAGAUUUUCCCGUAAGAGUUACGGGAGUAUCUACGAAGACGAUCUGGAGAAACUCGAUGGUAUAACCGAGGAAUCGUUAGAUGAUGGCGACUCACAAGUUGGUACUGACUUGAACAAGAAGUCGACUUUGGGCGUCACAAGUAGCGAGAGCUCGCCUAAGAAAUCAGACAAUGGGGCGAAGUCACGACGAAAGUCGUUCCAGACAGGAGGCAUAAUAACUAGACGAGAAUCUGUCGUCAGCCUAGCUGAUGUCCAAGAAAAAGUAGACAAAGACGCGCAGGACUCAAUUCCCAGCACUAGUACUAUCGAGGACUCACCAAAGAAGUCAGACUCAAGUACUGCAAACGGGAAAAUUGUCACCAAGUUGAGAAGAACGUCGCUACCAAACGUCGGUAUCUCUAGAAGAAACUCAAAAGAAUCCCUGAUAAGCACAGUAGACACCAUAGAAGAGCAGGAAGAUGACAUGACAGAUACGGGGAAUGUGAAUAUGAGUGAAAUGAAGACCACGCACGACUUUGACCUGGACCUGGCACUACUGACACAAUGGUACGCGUUGGACGAGAACAUGGACCCACCGGUGUACAGGUUACAACCUAUCAGUUCCCAGUAUCGGGACUUUAACAAGACCACAGACAGAUCCAGGCGGCAGCAGGCUAUCGGCAACUGGAAGGCGGUCACCCGGCGGCUACAGAAGGUACUGCAGGACUACGCACCACGAGCAGGUUUCAGCGAGGAGACUAUGAGAAAAUAUUUCACAUCAGUGGUUGAUCUGGAAGUGCAACACGGCCUGUCCCACAAUGCACCUGGAGACGGCUGCGUGUGGUUUAAGCGGAGGAUCGUGGACCUGGAGCAGAACGUCAGCGACGCCGCCAUGCGGACUUACACGGACAUGCACCACGUCAGGCAGGAGUUGGACGACGCGGCAACACAGCGCCGCCGGGAGUUGGAGGACCUGUUGGAGAGCCAGGUCCCACUGCCGAACAUCCACGAGUACACCUUGAGUUGGACCUACGGCGGCAUUGACCCCAGCAAGAACCGAGGUCACGCAAUCUACGUGGACAAACUCUGCCAGGACUUCUCCAGAAUCCUCACCGCCAGCAUCGACACAAGUCUCGCGAGACAACGUACGAGAGAAGACGAGAAGACGGUGCUCUUUGAAGAGAUAGCUCAGCACGUGAGCUUCUGUCAAGACAGAGCUGCCACGUUCUUUGGCCGGAAGACAACUCUCGGGCGGAUCAAGGCCUACCUCCGUACGGGCAGCCGCCAGCCGCUCAUCGUGCACGGAACGUCCGGCAUCGGGAAGACGUCUCUGCUGUCCAAGGCCGCCAUGCAGACCGCGGACUGGACGUCCUGCGGCGACUCGGCUGUUAUCGUGAGGCUGAUCGGUCUGACUUCAGAGUCACGUAACAUCCGCAGUCUCCUGCGCAGGCUCUGCCUUCAGCUCACGCACGUGUACGGGGGAGACAUAGCACUCAUCCCGCAGGACUACAUGAGUCUGGUUAACUUCUUCGUCGUGCAGCUGGAGAGCGCGAACGCAGAAAAACCUCUGGUGGUGUUUCUGGACGCACUGGAUCAGCUCACAGAUGACUACAAUGCCCGGCAGCUGUUCUGGCUCCCGAAGGAACUCCCGCCGUAUGUCCACAUCGUCGUCUCUACCGUGCCGCACAGGAAAUACGACUGUUUCCCUGCACUCAAGGAAACUGUUCCCGACGACCAAAACUACGUGGAAGUUCCGGACCUCCCCGAGGCCGACGCCAGCGCGAUCGUGGACCACUGGCUCACCGCCGACAAGAGACGACUCGCGCCCGAACAGCUGGCGAGACUCAUCGACAGCUUCCGAGAAUGUCCGAACCCGCUGUUUCUAAAAAUGGCGUACAACGAGUCGACUCUGUGGAAAUCGUACACUCCCACAAGCGAGCUGCGAUUGGCCACCUGCGUGGAGAAGCUAGCCAAUCAGAUCUUCGCGCGGCACGAAAGGGAUCAUGGGGAGGCUGUUGUACGAAGAACGCUGGGUUACAUCACCGCUGCUAAACAUGGCGUCACGUUCAACGAGCUAGAAGACAUACUGUCUCUGGAUGAAGACGUUAUGAACAGUGUUAUAGUGUACAACACUUUAUCCGUCAGAAGAUUCCCGCCUUACUUACUCAGACGGCUGCUUGCUGACCUGAGCUCAAGCCUUCUCGUCACGCACUCCCACGGUACUGAGAUCUACCGCUGGUUCCAUCAGCUCUUUGCCAAGGCAGCAACGGAGAGGUACCUCCUGGAUCGAGACAGAGCUCCCUCCUACCACACAGUCAUGGCGGAAUACUUCCUAGGUAAGUGGUCGAACGGCGCAAAGAAGCCUUGCUCCGGGCAUCCCAAGGGUUUGGACAGGAUGGUCGCGGACAUGGCGCUGUCUCGGGAAGUGUUGUCGCCUCAAGGAGCCAAGAUCAUCAACUUCAACAUCCGCAAACUGAUGGAGAUGCCGUAUCAUCUACUGGAGUCGAACAAGAUGAAUCUGCUGAAGUCUGAAGUUCUGUGUAACUACGAGUGGCUGCUGGCUAAGGUCCGUGCCGUGGGGCUACGUGCGGUGUUAGAAGACCACCACGACUCGCUUAAGGUGAGCUCAGACGACGAAGAGCUUCGCCUUCUGAGUGAAACCUUGCAGCUCUCCAGCGAAGUCCUAAAGGCUGAUGCUCUUCAGCUGGCAACGCAGCUCAUCGGGAGGCUUCACGAUAUCAUUAUGAACGACAAGCCUCUGGCGCCUGGCGAUCCUAAGAAGUACCCUCAGCUGGGUGUCCUACUACAGCAAGCGUCUUUCGGAUCUGUACCCGCCUUUGUUCCUUCCAUGACCUGCUUGACACCUCCGGGGGGUGUGUUGUUUGACCUACUGGAGGGGCACACGGAUAAGCUCACCGCCGUUGCCGGGACUACCGACGGCUUUCGGGCGGUAACAGCGUCCAUGGACGAGUCUAUCAAGUUUUGGGACCUAAAAACCGGGAAGGUGGUGAAGACCAUCGACGGUGUGGGCAGCGACGUGCGUUCUCUGACGCUCUGCAUGAACAACUCUUUCGUCGUGACCACGGAGAUCAGCUGCAUCCGCGUGUGGAGUCUCAACUCCGGGGAGGUCGUCUUAAAGAUCGACCAGUACGUCGACCCUGCAAUUCUCACCACGGCCGCAGAGGGGCAGCUCUUGGUAGCCUUCUUCGACGGCUCGAACGAGAUGAGAGUGUGGGAUCUGAAGAGCCGCAAGAUGAUCAAGGAAGUCAGCAUCGGUGAUGAUGAAGCCGGUAGCCUCCACAAAGACAGGUCCAUCCUUGUGUCAAAGAACUGCCACGGUGACCAGGUCCUGUACGCGUACAGAAGCCGGGACAUCGCCUACGUGCAAAACGCCAGGACAGGGAAGAUGAAGAGGAGGUUCGUUGCCCAGGGCGACGGGGCGUCCAUCCACGCCGUUGCCAUGGCAAGGGAGUACUGGAUCGUGGCCUGCAGGUACCAGUACAUGAAGCUUCAUGAGAUAUACCACUUGGAACUCUACGACGUGCUGAACGGGGCCUUUAUCAGGAGUAUCAAAGGAUGCGCGCACGACAUCAUCACCGACCUACACGUCAACCGCCUCGGUUCUCACGCCAUCGCCUUGUGUGCCUCCGAGAGCAACAACACCACGGACAUUGCCGUGUGGAAUCUGGAGACAGAAGAUCACAAACACUUGGCCAAACACGCUAACCUGUCCACGAUGGGUACGGGGGUAGAGUUACGGUUCUGUCUUACUGCUUCGCCGAAUGAGUGCGUCCUGCGAGUGUGGAACUUGAGCCAACACAUCAACGUCCAGCAAGCCGGAGGACCGAGGAAGAAGAAGAAAGAGGGGAUACUUGAAACGGUUCCCAUGAAAGACUACCCCCGGUACGUAGUGGCACGAUCCAUGAACAACGGACCAAUCACCGUCUGGAACGUGGCGAAGGGCAAGCGCACGGGAACCCUGGUGAGAAUCGAGCGCGGAUUGGUCGAAUCGACCGACUGCGUCAUCAUACGUAACACCAAGAUCUACAUCCUCUCUGACAGGGGGAUCUCCCACUUGUCGGACGAAGGCAGGCCGGUGUUUCAGACCAUCUAUAUUUACGACCUGCAGACGAAGAAAUUCGAGAAGAAAAUCACCGGACUGUACAUCGUACCCUCUCCACAACACGAGUACACAAUCAUCGGGAACAACCUGUUAGGGCUAUCCGAGAACAGGAGCCAUCUCAUCGCCUGGUCGCUCGACACUGGGCAGGUCGUGUACAGGCUAAGAGCGAACUUCAAGAAGCAAGAGCCGUCGACGGCCAACCAGACACGACAGGGGAUACCGACCAUCGUGAGAGAACGGGAACUGGAGAAAUCGAGACAACUGGAGAGAGAGAAGGAGAGAAACAAAGCGCGGAGGAGAACGAAGUACACCGAAGCGAGCAUGACGCCCUGGGAGAGGCGAAACGAGACGAAAACGGCGAAGGUCAGACGAUACGAUCGCGACGCCAUGUUGGAACAACAGAGGCUGGAAGAGAUGAGAAAAGAGAAGGAGAACGGGAUCGAGCAGUACAUGGUGAGCGCAGACGAACGUAUCAUAGUCUGUUCCUACUUCGCGCACCAUCUUGCCGUGUUUGAUGUCGAAAACAGGACUCACCUUCACACGCUUGAGAACGAACAUUCGAUGCUCUACCUCCACAACGCCGCCAUGACAGUCAACGGCAGCCAUCUUGCGCAUGCCAACUACGACGAGAUCAGCAAGUCCAGUUACAUCACCGUGUGGGACUUGCAAUCCGGAAAAGUCCGGAAAAGACUCAAGAAUGAACCGAAUGUCUGCUGUAUCGGCAUCACGGAGAACGCAGAAAGGGUGAUCUUUGGGACAGAAAUGAACGUGCUCAAAAUUUGGUGCCCUUUUAACAAGCAAAACAACAAGAAAAUCGUCGGAUACAAGGGCCUAUCUCUCGGAGUUGGGAGUAAGAUCGUGAUAGUGGAGAAUGGAUCUCGGGUGGUGCUUUUCGCGCAGGAUAUCUCACUAUGGGACCUGGAAUCAGGUUCUGUGUUGUCUGUCUUCACGCCAGACAUGCGAAUCCAGACUUGUAACGUGGCCAUGAACGGGAAGUUGAUCGUAUUCGGCAUGCGCGAUUCCUCGUCACUGGUGACGCUGCAACUCAAAUCACGAGACGUGGAUCAAGCACCACCUAUCGAGAUGGAGGGGAAUGACAUCUUCGGGGAAGCUCCGACAAGCUCCUCCGAAGAGGAGAGUGAAGAAGAGGAAGACGAGUGAGUGCACCUUAAGAAACACUGUGCAAAGAAAGUCUGGAGCAAUGAAGGCUGGAUGUUUGUUUAGAGUUGAAACUAUUGAUCGAACACAAAUAAGUUCUCUCACCUAGAUCUUUCGACCAGUCACUCUGGUCUUCCUCAGUAGACUGACCCAGUGAGGCUUGUCACGUGGCUUCUUUGAAGUGUGACGUCAACACUGGGUCAAAGGUAUCUGGUAGACGAUGUCGGCUCCCGUCACGGUGAAGUGAAGGGUGAUGGGCCCUGAAACAUGUAACUACCAACACAGAUGAACUUUCAUGAUAGUGAAGCUGGAUGUUGUUGAUUCGUACUGCAACAUGCAGCAUAUUUGCCCCAUUCCGGCCAAUUGCAAUGUAACGCAAAGGCAAACUAUGGCGAGGCCGACCAACCUACCCAUAUGAUAUGUAUUAUUUGUUCUGUUCUAUUGAAUUCCAUCAAAUAUUAGAUUAUAGUAUACAUGUUACCGAAUCAAGUGCAAUUGUACAGGUUGUCGUUUUGAUCCCAAGUUGUCAAAGACAAAUAAUAGAGAUGUACCGUUAGCAUACUAAAGAUAUGUUGCAGAAGCUGCUAUUCUUCUUACGACGAAAAUAGGAAUUUAAGAUAUUUAGAUAAACAACCUUUUGUGAACAGAAGAUGAGCAGCAGACGUUUAUUUUUGUAUCUACGUACGUCUUCUGAUGGAAUUGUUACCGAAUUUAAUAAAUUACGUACGU